AUCUUCCGAGCCUCCGGUGACUCGGACCUUCUGUGGCAACCUCGCCGGGAGCUGGCCGGCCUCGCUCUGGGCUGCUGGCCGCGCCCCUGCCUGGACCGGGAGUCUCGUGGAUUGUCACCGGCGCCCCGACUGCACACGCCCUCCAGUAAGGCUGCGACACUGUCCGCACGCUUCGGCCUCUCGAACUACGAGCCAAGAUGAAGAAAACGCAGCCCGGUGAGAUUGAAGCCAUUCUACGGGAGCGGAUUAUGGUGCUCGAUGGAGGGAUGGGGACCAUGAUCCAGCGGCACCGGCUGAGUGAAGACGACUUCCGAGGGCAAGAAUUUAAAGCGCAUCCCAGGCCCCUGAAAGGCAACAAUGACAUUUUAAGCAUAACUCAGCCAGAUAUCAUUUAUCAGAUUCAUAAGGAGUACUUACUGGCAGGGGCAGAUAUCAUUGAAACAAAUACUUUCAGCAGUACUAGUAUUGCUCAGGCUGACUAUGGACUUGAAAACUUGGCCUACCGGAUGAACAAAUGCUCUGCAGGAGUGGCCCGAAAGGCAGCCGAGGAGGUAACGCUCCAGACAGGAAUUAAAAGGUUUGUGGCAGGAUCUUUGGGUCCAACUAAUAAGACACUGUCUGUAUCCCCAUCCGUGGAAAGACCAGAUUACAGGAAUAUCACGUUUGAUGAGCUUGUUGAAGCAUACAGAGAGCAGGCCCAAGGACUUCUAGAUGGUGGGGUUGACAUCUUACUCAUUGAAACUAUUUUUGAUACUGCCAAUGCCAAGGCAGCCUUGUUUGCAGUCCAGAACCUUUUUGAAGAGCAAUAUGCUUCCAGGCCUAUCUUUAUUUCAGGGACAAUUGUUGACAAAAGUGGAAGGACUCUUUCUGGACAGACUGGAGAGGCAUUUGUCAUCAGUGUGUCUCAUGUGGACCCGCUGUGUAUUGGAUUGAAUUGUGCUCUGGGUGCAGCUGAAAUGAGACCUUUUAUUGAAACAAUUGGAAAAUCUACCAAGGCCUAUGUCCUCUGUUAUCCCAAUGCAGGUCUUCCCAAUACCUUCGGUGACUAUGAUGAAACCCCACACAUGAUGGCCACACACUUAAAGAACUUUGCUAUGGAUGGCCUGGUCAAUGUAGUUGGUGGUUGCUGUGGUACCACACCAGAUCAUAUCAGGGAAAUUGCCGAAGCUGUGAAAAGCCACAAGCCUAGAGUCCCACCGACCACUGUGUUUGAAGGACACCUAUUACUGUCCGGUCUGGAGCCCUUCACAAUUGGACCCUAUACCAACUUUGUUAACAUUGGGGAGCGCUGUAAUGUAGCAGGAUCCAGGAAGUUCGCUAAACUCAUCAUGGCAGGAAACUAUGAAGAAGCUCUGAGUGUUGCCAAAGUGCAGGUGGAAAUGGGCGCCCAAGUGUUGGAUAUCAAUAUGGAUGACGGCAUGUUAGAUGGGCCGAGUGCCAUGACCAGAUUUUGUAACUUCAUUUCUUCAGAGCCUGAUAUUGCCAAGGUGCCCUUGUGCAUCGACUCUUCCAAUUUUGCCGUCAUUGAAGCUGGGUUAAAGUGCUGCCAAGGAAAGUGCAUUGUCAACAGCAUUAGUCUGAAAGAAGGGGAGGACGACUUCUUGGAGAAGGCCCGGAAGAUUAAGAAGUAUGGAGCUGCCGUGGUGGUUAUGGCUUUCGAUGAAGAAGGACAGGCAACAGAAAUAGACACCAAAAUUAAAGUGUGUACCCGGGCCUACCAUCUCCUUGUGAAAAAACUGGGCUUUAAUCCAAAUGACAUCAUCUUUGACCCUAAUAUCCUCACCAUUGGUACUGGAAUGGAAGAACAUAACUUGUAUGCUGUUAAUUUUAUCCAGGCAACGAAAGUCAUUAAAGAAACAUUACCUGGAGCCAAAAUAAGUGGAGGUCUUUCCAACUUGUCCUUCUCCUUCCGAGGGAUGGAAGCUAUUCGAGAAGCAAUGCAUGGAGUUUUCCUGUAUCAUGCUAUCAAGUUUGGUAUGGACAUGGGAAUAGUGAAUGCUGGAAAUCUCCCGGUAUAUGAUGAUAUCCAUAAGGAACUUCUCCAGCUGUGUGAAGAUCUCAUCUGGAAUAAGGAUCCUGAAGCCACUGAGAAGCUCUUACGUUAUGCUCAGACUCAUGGCAAAGGAGGCAAGAAAGUCAUGCAGACUGAUGAGUGGAGGAACAGCUCCAUUGAAGACCGCCUUGAGUAUGCCCUUGUGAAGGGUAUUGAAAAACAUAUUAUUGAGGAUACAGAGGAAGCCAGGUUAAAACACGAAAAGUAUCCCCGGCCUCUGAACAUAAUUGAAGGACCGCUGAUGAAUGGCAUGAAAAUUGUGGGUGACCUUUUCGGAGCUGGGAAAAUGUUCUUACCUCAGGUUAUAAAGUCAGCUCGAGUCAUGAAGAAGGCUGUUGGCCACCUUAUUCCCUUUAUGGAGAAAGAAAGAGAAGAAAUGAAAGUACUUACUGGCGCAGUUGAAGAAGAGAACCCUUACCAAGGCACUAUUGUGUUGGCGACCGUUAAGGGCGACGUGCAUGACAUAGGUAAAAACAUAGUCGGAGUGGUCCUUGGCUGCAAUAAUUUUAGAGUUAUUGAUUUAGGAGUGAUGACUCCCUGUGAUAAGAUACUGAAAGCUGCUCUUGACCAUAAAGCAGACAUAAUUGGCCUGUCAGGGCUCAUCACUCCUUCCCUUGAUGAAAUGAUUUUUGUUGCCAAGGAAAUGGAGAGAUUAGCUAUAAAGAUUCCAUUAUUGAUUGGAGGAGCAACCACUUCCAGAACCCACACUGCAGUAAAAAUUGCUCCUCGCUACAGCGCACCUGUAAUCCAUGUCCUGGAUGCCUCUAAGAGUGUGGUGGUGUGUUCUCAGCUAUUAGAUGAGAAUCUGAAGGAUGACUACUUUGAGGAGAUCACAGAAGAAUAUGAAGACAUUAGACAAGACCAUUAUGAGUCUCUCAAGGAGAGAAGAUACUUAACAUUAAGUCAAGCCAGAAAAAACGGUUUCCACAUUGACUGGCUGUCAGAGCCUCACCCAGUGAAGCCCACAUUUCUUGGGACCCGGGUCUUCGAGGACUAUGACCUGCAGAAGCUGGUGGAUUACAUUGACUGGAAGCCUUUCUUUGAUGUCUGGCAGCUGCGGGGCAAAUACCCAAAUCGAGGCUUUCCCAAGAUCUUUAACGACAAAACUGUAGGUGAAGAGGCUAAAAAGGUCUAUGAAGAUGCCCAAAAUAUGCUGAAAGCACUGAUUAAGCAAAAGAAACUCCAGGCCAGGGGCGUGGUUGGGUUCUGGCCAGCACAGAGCGUCCAAGACGACAUUCUCCUGUAUGCCGAGGACGCAGUUCCCCAGGCAGCCCAGCCCAUCACCACCUUUUAUGGGCUCCGGCAGCAGGCUGAGAAGGACUCUGCCAGCACAGAUCCCUACCAUUGCCUCGCCGACUUCAUCGCUCCCCUGCACUCUGGCGUCCAUGACUACCUGGGCCUGUUUGCUGUCGCCUGCUUUGGGGUGGAGGAGCUGAGUCAGGCCUAUGAGGAGGAGUGUGAUGUCUACAGCAGUAUCAUGGCCAAAGCGCUGGGGGACCGGCUGGCUGAGGCCUUUGCAGAGGAACUGCAUGAAAGGGUGCGCAGAGAGCUGUGGGCAUACUGUGGCACUGAGAGCCUGGACAUGUCAGAUCUGCGAAGGCUGCGCUACGAGGGCAUCCGCCCGGCACCCGGCUACCCCAGCCAGCCUGACCACACUGAGAAGCUCACCAUGUGGAGACUCGCCGACAUCGAACGCUGCACAGGUAUUAAGUUAACAGAAUCGUUAGCAAUGACACCUGCUUCAGCAGUAUCCGGCCUUUACUUCUCCAAUUCGAAGUCCAAAUAUUUCGCUGUGGGAAAAAUUUCCAAGGAUCAGAUUGAGGACUAUGCAUUGAGGAAGAACAUGUCUGUUGCCGAGGUUGAAAAAUGGCUGGGCCCCAUUUUGGGAUAUGAUGCAGACUAACAUUUUCUUUCAGUCUCAUCUGAACUUGGCUGUUUCUCAAGGAAAUGAUGUCCAACCGUGCCUUAAAAGCAGCAACACACCCGCCUGCACCGGACUGGCAUUUGCCUGCCUUCCAGUUUUGGAGCAGACUCUGGUGUAACUGUGUAGAGGAAGAGGCUGUCCUGGGGCUCUUGGGGGGCCGGGCCCGAUACGCAGCUGUCUUUUCAGAGGACCUUGAGUGAAAAGCAGCAGACUGAACUCUGGUCGGUAUCUGGAGCCCUCCCAGGUCU
Sorex fumeus (smoky shrew) is the source of this 4225-nucleotide messenger RNA. RefSeq names its product 5-methyltetrahydrofolate-homocysteine methyltransferase (gene MTR). The transcript has 33 exons. NCBI's taxonomy places the organism in Eukaryota, Metazoa, Chordata, Mammalia, Eulipotyphla, Soricidae. Gene Ontology annotation, molecular function: zinc ion binding; cobalamin binding; methionine synthase activity. The record is from RefSeq and is a predicted model, not a curated record. Gene Ontology annotation, biological process: pteridine-containing compound metabolic process. Bases 198 to 3956 code for a protein of 1252 amino acids.